Erythranthe guttata (spotted monkey flower) is the source of this 1302-nucleotide messenger RNA. Lineage: Eukaryota; Viridiplantae; Streptophyta; Magnoliopsida; Lamiales; Phrymaceae. The record is from RefSeq and is a predicted model, not a curated record.
AUUGUGAUGGUUGCUACCACAAAGUGAAGAAACUCCUUCAGAGAAUUGAAGGGGUUUACCAAGUGAAAAUAGAUUCGGACCAACAAAGGGUGAGUGUUCAAGGAAGUGUUGAUUCUGAAACCCUAAUCAAGAAACUGAUUAGGGCUGGUAAGCAUGCUGAGCCUUGGUCUCAUAAGCUUACCCAAACCCUAAACCAAAACCAAAACCAAAACCAAACCCAGAAACAAAAACCCACUUGUAUUAAAGAUAAUACCAAGAACAAGAAACCCCAACAAAACCCCACAAAGAACAUCGAAUCAUCCUUAAGAAACAAGCACAAGUUUCCGUUCAAUUUCGACGAAGACAACGACUCGGUCGACGGCAACGAUGAUGAUUACGGGGAGGAGGAGAUGCAUUUGAUCAGGCACAAGAUCAACCAGCUUGCUCUUAUGAAACAACAAGCUGAAGCAAUUAAUAAUGCCAAGAAAGGUGGUAAUAACAACGGUGCAUCCGUGGCCGCUGCCGAUCGUCCGAAUAAUAACGGCAAGACGAAAAGCAAUGGCAAUAAUAAUAAUGGUGGUGGUGGUGCUGGUCCGAAUGGGAGAAAGGGGAACCAAAUGCAGAAUAUGACAAAGGGGAAUAUUCCGGGUUCCGGGAUCGAUCAAAAGACGCUGGCUGCCCUUAAUAAGAUGAAGAACGACGAGGGUAAACGGGGGAGCGACAUUAGUACUAUGAUGAAUCUUGCGGGUUUCCAUGGAAAUAAUAAUCAUCAUAGUGGAAUUGGAGGAACUGCGGGAUUCCAACAGAACAACGGGGCAUUCCAAGGGGGGUUUCCGGUGGUUCACGGGGGCCAUAUGAAUAAUCCGGCGGCGAUGAUGAUGAACAUGGAUGGUUAUUACAAUAAUAACCCUGCAUCUGUGAUGAUGAAUAUGAAUAUGCAGAACAGGCAGCAGCAGCAGCCUCAGAUGAUGUACAAUAGGUCUCCGUUUGUUCCGGCCACCACCACCGGUUUUUACUACAACAACUACUACGGUACAGUUCCGUACAAUUUGAGUGGCGGUGAGGGUUCUGCUGCAGCAGCUCAUAUGUUCAGUGAUGAGAACACAAGUAGCUGCUCUGUUAUGUAAUGGGAAGAACAAGUUUGGAAGGUGUUUGUUAAAUAGUUUUUGAUUAAUUAGUGUUCUUUUUUUCGUUUCUUUUGUUGAAUUUUAAUAUGUUUUUUUUGUGAAGGUGUUGUAUGAUCUAUCUGUUUGUGAAGAAGUUGAAUGUUCCCUCUUUAUUAACUACUGAUCUGUAUUUUGGUUAUGGGAUUUUGUCAUGUUU